AUGGUCUCCUUCUCAGGCCUUUUCUUGGCCGCUUGUGCUUUCGCAAGCGCCUUCGCAGCCCCGAGUGACUUGAGCAAGCGAGCUAUCACUACAAGUCAGACCGGAACCAACAAUGGCUAUUACUACUCCUUCUGGACCAACGGCGGUGGUAGUGUCCAGUAUACCAAUGGUAAUUCAGGUCAAUACAGCGUUUCUUGGAACAACUGUGGAAGUUUCACGUCUGGCAAGGGUUGGAGUACUGGCAGUGCCCGUAACAUCAACUUUUCUGGAUCGUUCAACCCUUCUGGAAACGCCUACCUUGCUGUGUACGGCUGGACAACUGGUCCUCUCGUCGAGUACUACAUCAUGGAGAACUACGGGACCUACAACCCCGGCAGCAGCAUGACUUACAAGGGAACUGUCACAAGCGAUGGAUCGGUCUACGACAUCUAUACCCACCAGCAGGUCAACCAGCCCUCUAUCUCAGGCACUGCAACUUUCACCCAGUACUGGUCCAUCCGCCGCAGCAAGCGGUCUAGUGGAACUGUAACCACGGCCAACCACUUCAAUGCUUGGGCUUCGCUUGGAAUGAACCUGGGCUCUCACAACUACCAGAUUGUUUCCACUGAGGGCUAUCAGAGCAGUGGAUCAUCGACCAUUACUGUUUCGUGA
Messenger RNA from Penicillium canescens, 651 nucleotides. Its product is annotated as glycoside hydrolase family 11 protein. The record is from RefSeq and is a predicted model, not a curated record. NCBI's taxonomy places the organism in Eukaryota, Fungi, Ascomycota, Eurotiomycetes, Eurotiales, Aspergillaceae. Gene Ontology annotation, molecular function: hydrolase activity, hydrolyzing O-glycosyl compounds. Bases 1 to 651 code for a protein of 216 amino acids. The transcript has 2 exons. Gene Ontology annotation, biological process: xylan catabolic process.